AUGCUGCAGCCCAGCAUGGACCAUUUUCCGCCAGCGUUGCAACUCUUGGAAAAGAGACGGGAGUUGACGGAUGCUGACCAGAGCCUGCGCGAGCAUAGGGAGGAGUUCCAGGCCAGAAUGGCAGCUCUGCGACAGCGCCAGGCUGAGCUGGAGCAGCAGGAACAGGCGCUGAAGGAGUCCUUGGCGCGCUCCGACAAGUUCCUGCAGGAGGUUGAGGCCAGGCGCAGCCGCGCACUGCAGAGGGCGGCGCGGGAGCGGCACCUGGCGGGCUGCCGGGAGGCGGAGGCGCUGCGGCUGCGGGACCAGCUGGAGAAGCUGCGCAGGGAGCACGCGCAGCUGCAGCGCAGACUGCAGCGCCUGGAGCCCUGUGCACGCCUGCUGGAGAAAGCGCUGGAGCAUCUGCCUGAGUUCCAGGAGGUCCCUGAGCUGGUGGCGCGCUUCGACGGCCUGGCCGACACGCAGGCGGCUCUGAGGCUCACAGAGCGCGAGCGGCUGGCAGAGCUGAAUGCUGCCCGGGCGCGACUGCAGCGGCUGCAAGACGCCUGGCAGGACGAGCUGCUGGGGCAGGGCCAGCGGCGCGCAGAGCUGCAGGAGCGGCUAGAGGCAGCGCGGGAGCGCGCGCUGCAGUGGGAAUCUAAGUGGAUCCGGAUCCAGAACACAGCGGCUGCAAGGACCUUGCUCCUCGGCCGCACCAGGAUGGCGGCGCUCAACCUCUUCCAGGCUGUGUGUCAGCACCAGAGGCAACCUCCGACUCUGGACAUGGAGGACACGGAGGGGCAGCUGGAGCAUGUGAAGCUGUUCAUCCUGGGCCUUGCAGCCACGCUGGCUGGUGUUGCGCAGGCCGAGGUGCAGCCCCUGCUUGCUGGCUCCGACCCAGCAAGGUGGGCGACCGGCAUGGAGUUCAUGGUGCCUGGCUUCAGCUUCUGGCUUGGAGAAUGA
Messenger RNA from Ochotona princeps (American pika), 939 nucleotides. RefSeq names its product cilia and flagella associated protein 73 (gene CFAP73). The record is from RefSeq and is a predicted model, not a curated record. Lineage: Eukaryota; Metazoa; Chordata; Mammalia; Lagomorpha; Ochotonidae. The transcript is spliced from 7 exons. The coding region runs from base 1 to 939 and encodes 312 amino acids. Gene Ontology annotation, biological process: spermatid development.